This is a messenger RNA of Colletotrichum phormii, 1586 nucleotides long. Its product is annotated as cyclin. Gene Ontology annotation, biological process: regulation of cyclin-dependent protein serine/threonine kinase activity. The record is from RefSeq and is a predicted model, not a curated record. The coding region runs from base 326 to 1471 and encodes 381 amino acids. The transcript has a single exon. Gene Ontology annotation, molecular function: cyclin-dependent protein serine/threonine kinase regulator activity; protein kinase binding. NCBI's taxonomy places the organism in Eukaryota, Fungi, Ascomycota, Sordariomycetes, Glomerellales, Glomerellaceae. Gene Ontology annotation, cellular component: nucleus; cyclin-dependent protein kinase holoenzyme complex.
GCUGUUCCGCAUCCCUCUCUACCAGGCCCAUCCCCAGAGGCUGACCCCAGCAAUUGCGACGAGGCACAUGAACUUCGCCGCACACCACGCUCGUACCCUCCUUUUCGUCUGAAUAUAUCAGCCCAACCUGCCCUUCUACCAUUCUUUCCACUCUCCUCUCAUUUCGUCACUCUUCACCGAACCUCACCAACCAACAACAAAAGGAACACUCCUUCUACACCAAGGAGCCCUUGAUUGUACUACGACUCCACUUCGGAAUCAUCAUCUCCAUCUUCAUCAUCCACCACCAACCACCUCACCCUCAACCACGUUACACAUACACACAAUGGAGUCACGGUCACAUCUCAGCAUGGCCGAGCUCAACGCCGCCGCCCUCGACCACUUCGUCUACCAGCCCGUCAGCAAGUCCAUGAUCUCGUACUUGGCCGGCGCCGCCUACAAUGUCAUCUCAUGCGACAGUGCUCUGAUGCCUCCCGCAUCCGCAGAGGCCCAACGUCAACAGCAGCUUCCCCCGACGCCACCCAGGACACCCGAGCCCCGCGCCGUUUGCAACGAGGACGCCGACUUGCCUACUCUCGAGGCCUUCAUCACACAACUCGUUGUUUCCUCCAACGUCCAAGUUCCUACCCUGAUGUCUACCCUGGUCUACCUCGCCAGACUCAAGUCCCGCCUCCAGCCCAUGGCCCGCGGUCUGCGAUGCACAACACACCGCAUCUUCCUUGCCGCACUCAUCCUUACUGCCAAGUACCUCAACGACAGCUCACCCAAGAACAAGCACUGGGCCACAUACAGCCACGUCAACAACGACUUCUCCAACUUUGGUUUCAGCAGAACGGAGGUCAACCUGAUGGAGAAGCAGCUUCUCUUCCUUCUCGACUGGGAGCUCAGGAUCUCCGAGGAGGACCUCUACCGCGAGCUUGAUCCCUUCCUGGCCCCCAUUCGUGCCGAGAUCGAGGCCAAGCACGCUCGCCGCAUCGCUCGCCGCCGCAAGCAAGAGGAGGAGAUGCGCCGCAGACACGAGGAGAUGUACAGCAUCCCCGCCUACCCCAGCCCCCCGUCAUCGCGCGCGAGCUCCCGCUCCCGCUUGGAAUCGCCCGACCACGCCCGCACCUACAGCGGCUCUUCCAUCACUCCUCCCGGCCUGUGCUACAGCAGCAGCUAUGGCAGCUCCGUCAGCUCCUACGCUCCUUCAGUGGCAUCGAGCCGGUCUCAAUCGCGUGCCACGACGCCUCUCGACAACCCCGCCGACGAGCCGUACAUGUACGUUCCCAACGGUAGCUUGUACGAGUCGCCAGUGGAGGUGCACAUUGAGCAGCCUGCAUCAACGCUUCCGAAGCGCAAGCCUCUUUUGCCCUACGAAAUCAGCACCGAGGAGCUCCGCGACAUGCAAGAUGGCACAAAGGCCAAGAGAGCCCGCAUGGGCCGCGGGAUGUGGGGCCGCGUCUUCGGCGGCGCCGUGACUGUGCGGUAACCUGCUGCGCAACACAAUUUUCACCUUUGUCACAGCCUCCAUUACAAGAGUAGUUUUUUUUUUUUUUUUUAGUUUUUUUGCGUUUUGAGCCACCCCCCCCAAAAAAAGCAUGGUG